Molecule: messenger RNA, 888 nt
Organism: Macrobrachium nipponense
Lineage: Eukaryota; Metazoa; Arthropoda; Malacostraca; Decapoda; Palaemonidae
Exons: 1
Coding region: 1-888 (295 amino acids)
Source: RefSeq, a predicted model, not a curated record
AUGGUGCCUCUUCCUUCGGAGGACAUAAAGAUUUCGCUCAUGGAAAUCUUGGUGAUGCCCAUGGAGGUGCUCACGGGGGCAUUUUCCUCGACGGACAUAAAAGUGGACAUGGAGGAAAUGCUGCUCCAUCUCACGGUGGACAUGGUGGGUUUUGCUGGUCAUUCAGGUGGUCAUGGAGGCUCUAGUAGUCAUUUGCAAGGCCUUGGAGGUUUUGGAGGACACUCUGUUAACCACGGAGGGCACGGUGUUGCUGCCCAUGAUGGAUUUGGGGGAUCAUUUGGACAUGGAGGAGGACAUGGAGGAUUUGGUGGACAUGGACAUGCUGGUUUUAGUGGUCAUGGAGGACACGGAGCUCUUGGAGAUGAUAAGAAAUUUGACGGUCAUGGAGGCCAUGCUCCUUCGGCUCAUGGAGGCGGUCAUGGGGCCAUCCAUGACAGUGGCCAUGGAAGUGGUCACGUCGGUAAACAAGGAGGACAUGAUGGAGGUUUUCAAGGAGCUCAUGGUAGUCAUGGAGGUUUUGCCCAUGGAGGGCAUGUCAUUCCUUCUGGUGGCCAUGGAGGAUUCAGUAGUCAAGGGGGCCACGGAGGGCCUGUGCACGCUGGGCUUGGAGGAUCUGUUCACGGCGGCCAUGCGGGUACUAUUUUCCGAGGACACGACGAAAAGAAAGUAUCAGUUCAUGGAGGUGGACACGGAGGCUUUGGCGGUGGAGGGAAAUUCGCCGGUCACGGAGGCGGGGAUGGAGGAAAGGCAGCUGUACAUGAGAAGUCCCAAGGACUCGGUUACAUUCCCCCUGCUCCUUCAGACGAGAAACAUGGCGAAGCCAAUUACGAGGUUACUUUUAUCCUCGGAUCGACAGGUGACGAAAAGGACCAUAUCAAGUUCGCUUGA